Messenger RNA from Gorilla gorilla gorilla (western lowland gorilla), 12296 nucleotides. RefSeq names its product cell adhesion molecule 2 (gene CADM2). Gene Ontology annotation, biological process: homophilic cell-cell adhesion. The transcript has 11 exons. Gene Ontology annotation, cellular component: neuronal cell body membrane. Lineage: Eukaryota; Metazoa; Chordata; Mammalia; Primates; Hominidae. The coding region runs from base 3449 to 5407 and encodes 652 amino acids. The record is from RefSeq and is a predicted model, not a curated record.
UUAGCACAUCUUUAUAUCAAGCCUUUAAUGAUUUGGUCAAAGCAAAUAAAAUAAUUUAUUAAAAUGUGGUGAUUAGGAUAAUGUAACAUCUAUUUUACUUGAAAGAUCGGUAUUAAAUGUCAAUGACUUUAAAAGUUUUAAGUAUCUUCUCCUUAAAUAUUAGAGAAAAGAUUGAGCAGAAUGACACUUAAGUCUUAGAUUUUGUGUAAAUGCCUACCUGAUGCAGAGUAAACCAUUUUCACCUAUGCUUUCAUCCUUUGUUAAGUUAGGAAAAAUAACAUUUUUCACAGGAAUUUACCAAGCUUUCCUUGAGAUGAAAUAGUAUUAUCAACACAGCAGGUACUCAAUAAAUAUUUUGGAAUGAGAGAAUAAAGAAUUGUAAGAUACCUAACAUUGUAUGAAUUUUUAAAAAUAUUAUUACCAGUUAGCUUGAAAAUAUAUGACAGCAGACAACUUAAAUUCAAAUUACUAGAAGAGAAUAAUAAUAUAUUUAUAUCAUAAUUUAUACUUCAAUAUGUAUUUACAUUCAUAUUCUUUUGUAUUUAGCAGUCAUUAAAACAUUACAUACAUGUAUAUAUACACACAUAUAUAUUUGAAUAUGCACACAUAUGUAUAUCUUCGUUUAAUACUUUGCCAGUGGUUGCUACCAAUGAGAACAAGCUCUUGGGUUCGAUAAUCAGUUAAUGUAUAAAAUGUACAUUGUAUGAGAAUAAUGUAAAUUUUUCGAAAAGCCAAUUAAAACAUUUAUGAUAUCUCCUUUCUUAUCCUUAAGCCAAACACAGCCUAUCUCUAAGGUAGUACAAAAGGAUAUCACACAAUUGGCUAGAGAAAAGACUAAUAUAAUUCUUCUUCUAAGAAAGCAUGAAUUUAAACACUGAAAAAAUGCAGGAAGUAUUACAAAAGAAUGAGAGAGUAGUGACUGAGUCUUUAGGAUUCAAUAAAGUGCACAUCACAAUGAAACUUCAUUAAACAUGGCUUAAAGUAAAGGACACACGGAGUAAGUAAUCGAGUAGAUGAACUGAAAUAUUACUGAGAUAUAAGAUGUCACACCUAGGUAGAGUUUAUUUACUUGUUUUCUAGAAACCCCUUAAUCCACCUAGUUUCCUUCUGACCACUAUUUCUUGCCACUUCGGUGAAUGGAGUUCAGAAUGCUGUAGAUUUCAGGUCUUACAAACGAAAACAAAAUUGCUCAAUUAGACUCUUGAGAAAGGCUUCAUUUGUCAUUGUGAAUUACUUUGGUCGUUGGCUACUCUUAAGGAGGAAAAAGGAAAGGGAAUGAGGGAUCAUGCUCUGUGAACAGGUCAGAUUAAACUAGCUAGAAGGGUUCAUAGUGUCAUAUAUAUUGUCAAAAAAAAAAGAAAAAGAGAAAAAGAAUCUUUGAUAGCCGAUAACUUAAUUAUCUGCCACUAUCAGUUUGGAAGGGCUUUUAAACAUGUCCAAAAUAUCUACCAAAUUUUCAACAGGAGUGACAGCAGAUUUUUAAGUAAGAAUAAAAAUGUAGCAGUCUUUCUAGAAUAAAACUCUGACAGACUAUGAUGAAUUACCUUAUUAUAGUUGCUCGCAUGACAAAUGUACUUGAUCACUGUUUCUUCCUGGGAAUAGUUGAGCUUAUCCAGAGGCAAAAGUUGAAAGGAAAUGAGAGCUAACUAGUAAACUUAAGUGUAAUACAUCAGCAUUUCUAUAAAAGUAUUCAAGAAAACCUUAUCAAUUACUGUUUAUGUCAACAGAAAGUGUUUCUUCUAUUCCCUCAUGAUAUAACCUUUUUUUUUUUGAGGAUUUAUUUAAGUGAUAUAGAUCCCUUUUUAAAAGAUUGUAAAAGAAAAAUUGUAAAAGAUUGUAAAAGAAAAAAAGAUUUUUAUUUUACAAGUUCUAUAAGGUAUCCAGCUUUAAAAAGAUCCUCAGAUAGGUUCCCACCCUAAGUUUUAGUUGAAAUGGUAGCCACACAUACUUACAUAUACUCCUAAAAUAAAGUUUUACUUAUUGAAAUAUUUUUAUAUGAAGAAAUGACAAUUCAGAAAAAUAGUGGAAUUAAGAAAACUCAGUGGAUGUUAAAAAUGUUUACUGAGUAAAAAAAUUCUCAACAAGUUUAUUUAAAGAAAUAGUUAUUUUGAUUUCUGAAUUUUUAUCAUUUCAUUUCUGGAUUUGCAUAAGCAUGCUUCUGUUGGAAAAUAUGCUCAGGAAGUCAAAUGCAUUGACAAAACAGUUAUAUUGAUUUUUAUUCCACUAUUUAAGGAUGAAUUGUAAAUAAGUCUCCUGGGUUUCAUAAUUUUAAAUAAUGCAUGUAUAAAGCUAAGGAUUUUGGUCAUUACUUAGAAAUUUAAUGGUAGGUUAGGUUGCAUUGUUUUGCAUUAUUUUUCUUUAUUUGAAUGUAACACAAUCUAGAUCAUGCUGGAUCAUUCUUUUAUUAUUUCUUUGAAGAAUUGUGUUUCCUGAGUAGGUUGAGUAUUUUAUAGACAACACAUUAAUAGUCAAAUACUUAUGAACUGUCAACACCAUAUUAUAUAUUUCUCUAUGUACCAAUUUGGAUAAUUGGAGUUAAUGAGACCAAACGAUCAAAACUAGUGUGAUGUGUUCAGAUAGUACAUGAUGUAGGAAGAUCCAGCUAUAAAACUAUCACUUCAAAGUGGUCAAUACAGAUGCUCAGUGAAGCUCAGUUUUUGAAAUAUUAUGUACCUAAGCAACACAAUGAAUGACUGUGCUGAGUGAAUUUUACAAACCUAUAGUCUUUUCUGCAUUUCAUUAAUUUUCUUAGAGUGCACUGUGUUGAGGCAGAAUGUAUUACGUGUGAAUAAGAAAUGUCCAGUAAUUUUCGAAGUGCAGAUUGUGAUCCAUUAGUGAAUUACCUUAACAGUUCAGAUGUUUAUGACAAAAAUCAAACAUAGAGAAUAGAAAAUAUUGUGUCCGGACUUGGUGGGUUCUUGGUCUUACUGACUUAAAGAAUGAAGCCGCUGACCCUCGCGGUGAGCGUUACAGUUCUUAAAGGCGGCGUGUCCGGAGUUUGUUCCUUCUGAUGUUCAGAUGUGUUCGGACUUUCUUCCUUCUGGUGGAUUCGUGGUCUUGCUGGCUCAGGAGUGAAGUUGCAGACCUUCGCGGUGAGUGUUAUAGCUCUUAAGGCGGCGCGUCUGGAGUUGUUCCUUCCUCCCGGUGGGCUCGUGGUCUCGCUGGCUUCAGGAGUGAAGCUGCAGACCUUCGCGGUGUUACAGCUCAUAAAGGCAGUGUGGACCCAAAGAGUGAGCAGUGGCAAGAUUUAUUGCAAAGAGCGAAAGAACAAAGCUUCCACGCUGCGGAAGGAGACCUGAGCGGGUUGUCACCGCUGGCUCGGGCAGCCUGCUUUUAUUCUCUUAUCUGGCCCCACCACAUCCUGCUGAUUGGUAGAGCCCAGUGGUCUGUUUUGACAGGGCGCUGAUUGGUGUGUUUACAAUCCCUGAGCUAGACACCAAGCUUCUCCAUGUCCCCACCAGACUCAGGAGCCCAGCUGGCUUCACCCAGUAGAUACCUCACCGGGGCUGCAGGUGGAGCUGCCUGCCAGUCCCGCGCUGUGCGCCCGCACUCCUCAGCCCUUGGGUGGUCGAUGGGACUGGGCUCCGUGGAGCAGGGGGCGGCGCUCAUCGGGGAGGCUCGGGCCGCACAGGAGCCCACGGAGGGGGUGGGAGGCUCAGGCAUGGCGGGCUGCAGGUCCCGAGCCCUGCCCCGCGGGAAGGCAGCUAAGGCCUGGCGAGAAAUAGAGCGCAGCGCCGGUGGGCUGGCACUGCUGGGGGACCCAGUACACCCUCCGCAGCCGCUGGCGCGGGUGCUAAGCCCCCCAUUGCCCGGGGCCGGCCGGCCGGCUGCUUCGAGUGCGGGGCCCGCCAAGCCCACGCCCACCCGGAACUCCAGCUGGCCCGGAAGCGCCGCGCGCAGCCCCAGUUCCCGCUGGUGCCUCUCCCUCCACACCUCCCUGCAAGCUGAGGGAGCCGGCUCCGGCCUUGGCCAGCCCAGAAAGGGGCUCUCACAGUGCAGCGGCGGGCUGAAGGGCUCCUCAAGUGCCACCAAAGUGGGAGCCCAGGCAGAGGAGGCGCCCAGAGCGAGCGAGGGCUCUGAGGACUGCCAGCACGCUGCCACCUCUCAAUAUCACAAGUGUAAGCACAUUAAUCAUUCCAGUGUAAUCAGACUGCAUCAAGGCAGCCAAGGGCAGUUUCCACUAACACAGAAUGUAACCGUUGUUGAAGGCGGAACUGCAAUUUUGACCUGCAGGGUUGAUCAAAAUGAUAACACCUCCCUCCAGUGGUCAAAUCCAGCUCAACAGACUCUGUACUUUGACGACAAGAAAGCUUUAAGGGACAAUAGGAUCGAGCUGGUUCGCGCUUCCUGGCAUGAAUUGAGUAUUAGUGUCAGUGAUGUGUCUCUCUCUGAUGAAGGACAGUACACCUGUUCUUUAUUUACAAUGCCUGUCAAAACUUCCAAGGCCUAUCUCACCGUUCUGGGUGUUCCUGAAAAGCCUCAGAUUAGUGGAUUCUCAUCACCAGUUAUGGAGGGUGACUUGAUGCAGCUGACUUGCAAAACAUCUGGUAGUAAACCUGCAGCUGAUAUAAGAUGGUUCAAAAAUGACAAAGAGAUUAAAGAUGUAAAAUAUUUAAAAGAAGAAGAUGCAAAUCGCAAGACAUUCACUGUCAGCAGCACACUGGACUUCCGAGUGGACCGGAGUGAUGAUGGAGUGGCGGUCAUCUGCAGAGUAGAUCACGAAUCCCUCAAUGCCACCCCCCAGGUAGCCAUGCAGGUGCUAGAAAUACACUAUACACCAUCAGUUAAGAUUAUACCAUCGACUCCUUUUCCACAAGAAGGACAGCCUUUAAUUUUGACUUGUGAAUCCAAAGGAAAACCACUGCCAGAACCUGUUUUGUGGACAAAGGAUGGCGGAGAAUUACCAGAUCCUGACCGAAUGGUUGUGAGUGGUAGGGAGCUAAACAUUCUUUUCCUGAACAAAACGGAUAAUGGUACAUAUCGAUGUGAAGCCACAAACACCAUUGGCCAAAGCAGCGCGGAGUAUGUUCUCAUUGUACAUGAUGUUCCCAACACUUUGCUUCCCACUACUAUCAUCCCCUCCCUUACCACUGCAACAGUCACAACCACUGUAGCCAUAACAACCAGCCCAACCACAUCUGCAACAACCAGCAGCAUCAGAGAUCCUAAUGCUUUGGCUGGCCAGAAUGGCCCUGACCAUGCUCUCAUAGGAGGAAUAGUGGCUGUAGUUGUAUUUGUCACGCUGUGUUCUAUCUUUCUGCUUGGUCGAUAUCUGGCAAGGCAUAAAGGAACGUAUUUAACAAAUGAAGCUAAAGGAGCUGAAGAUGCACCAGAUGCUGAUACAGCCAUUAUCAAUGCUGAAGGCAGCCAAGUCAAUGCUGAAGAGAAAAAAGAGUAUUUCAUUUAAGAUGCAGGCCAAGAUUCUGAGUUUUACUACCAGGCUGAAUGCUGGAGAAAACUGGCUAUCAUCUUUCAGAAGUCAUUUCUACCAUCGUCUGCUACCCUUAUUAACUCCCAUACUGUACUGCUAUCAGUAGCCAGUGUAUACCAACAAUCAGCUGUUGAAAGCAUCAUUCUUUAAUUACUGUACCAUCCAUAAUGCAGGACAUUUCUUACUGCCUAAAUUUCACACCAUUGCUCUUUUAACAUACAGUGCUUGAAUAUACAGCCUUAACAAUGUUAAUCAUCUCCUUGGAUCAUGAUAUUGAGUGGUUUUUAUACAUUAAAAAAUGUAUGCAGAGUUUUUCUCCCCCAUUUUUUCCCCUUUAAGUCAUAGACCUUAUCAGUUUGCCAUUGGACAGCUUUCACAAGUAACAGGAUUAGGGAAGGACGUAAUGUACUUAAGAAUAAGUGAAGGUUAGAGGUUUACACUUAAUGUUUUCUACAUGUCUGUCUUCAAAGACAACAUGCUUUGGAAACAUAUGUCCUAGAAAACAUAAAAUUAAAAAAAAAUCACUAUAGUGUAGUUUUUGGAAUGUUGGAGAUUAUACUGGUAAAGCUGUAUCGAUUUGCUAUUGAAAUAUAGUAUUUGAUACAGGAGCCAUGUGUACGAAUUGCAAUCAUGACAUGGUAUUUUCUAUAAGUAUAUAGAUCUUACUAUUAGGAUAUUGUAGCUUCAUUUACCAAUAAAUUAUUCCAAAUGAUUUACUGCUUUUGGAAUCACAAAGAUUUAAUUCAUUUCUCUAAUUUGAUUCUAUAAUUUAUUUGCUUCAUAAAGAUUCACCUGCCUAAACAAUAUUGAAGUAUCCAUAGGGCACAAUUUUCAGACAUUUUAGUAUCUGUAUAUAGUGCAUAUAAUAAAUCCAAUUAAACAUUAUUUGAUACAUAUUUAACUUUUUUGGCUGUAUGUAAUUCAGUCAUAAGUAAGCAUUUUCUAACGUCCAUUAUAUCCCUUUAGAUAUUACUUAAACCAAUAUUAUAAGUAGAUAACAUGUAUUAGUAUUUUUGUCUGUAUGUCCUAGCACUGUUCAACAACAAAUUUUUCUAGUUCUUGUUAAUUUUUAUUUGUUAUACAAUGGAAGCACAAUGUUAUAAGGAAAGGUAAUUUUAAGCUAACAACCAGUGCACAGCCUCAGGUUUUAAAUUACAACCACAGUUGAAUAAUAACCUAAAAAUAAAUUUUAGUUUGCUAAAAAUUUACAAAUUUUCAUUUUGCAGUUACAGAGCUGCUUACCUAUGUUGGUUUGCCAAAAAGAAGUGUUUAAGAUAUGUUUUCUGUAUAAAUGAACUAAUUCUUUAUAUUAAAUUCCUGUCUAUGCAUUUUGUGAGGUACAAACUGAUGAAACAGUGAGUGAUAGAGAAUUUCUGCCAUGCUUUUAACUCCAAAGUGAAAGUCUCUUUCUCUGGAUUAUUUUAAAAUUUUGGUGUAUUUAACCAUUAAGAAAUGCUGUAUUCUUAAAUAUGACACAGUUAAUCUAAAGUCUUAUUAUUUCUUCUAGUAAAAUAAAAUAUUAUUAGAUUAGUUCUCAUUAAAUUUAUUAUAUGCUAAAGAAUAAAACUCCAGUUAGAUUUAAAAAAAUCCCAUUUACAAGCAUUGCACCUUUAAGAAGAAAACAAAUAUGACAAUAUGGUAGCUAUACUUGUGAUGUCUGACGCAUGAUGGCCUAUGGUUUUAAAAAUAGUGUUGUGGAAUAUAUUUUUGGGGAAUAAGAAUGGUUGAGUGCAACAUCAUGUAUUAAUAUCAAAUGAAAGACAAGGGUGCUGUAUCUUUGAUUAUUUAUCAAAAAAGUAUAAAUCUUUUAAGGAAAAUGUUAGAAUUUUAAAGUUUUUUUUGAUUGUUGAAGCAUUUAUCUUGUUGGUUUCUUAUAAAAGAAAAAGGACGAUGUCAGUCAAGCAGCACUUUUUCAGAAUAUACAGAACAUAAAUAAUAUGAUGUGGUUGAGUGUUAACAUAAUAAAUCAUAUACAGUAUGACAUUUUAAGGAAAUAAGUCUGCAUUGAUGUGAUUGCAUGCUUGUUUUUACAGUUCACUCCAUACCAUCUGUGGAAAAAUGCAAUAAUAUGUUAAUAUAGUAUGGUAGUUUGAGAGAAUCAGGUAGGUGCUACUAGACACAUUGAAACUAGAAUAGGUUUAUAAACUGUUCAUAUCUUUCAAUGCAUAAUCUUUAGAAAGACUCCACAAAGCAAAAUUCAUCCUGUUAGUACAAAAUGGAAAGGUUCUUAUUACAGAAGUAAGUUGUAUAAACUGCAUCAUCAAUUACUAUUUAAAGCCUAAUUUCAGGAUGCACUUACAAAAUUGCUACUCUUCAUCGAUGCCGUAUUUACAUCCCUCUUCAUUUCAUCUAUAUUCUACUUGGCUCCAACAACUAAAUUGUUGCCUAAAUAACUCAAUCAUUAUUUAUAGCACUGUAAAAUUAGAAAUCCAAAAUUGGUUGCAUUUCAUGAUUUUUGACUCUUUUAACCCUUCAGAGUAAUAUAAAAUCUCAUUAGAACUCUUAUAAAACCAGUUAGCUAAAACAACUAGAUUAUUACACUAGUUAUAAAUGCUGGUAUAUUAUAAUUUGUGGGAUCUAAUUAAAUGUUUGCCUGUUAAAUAUAGUUUGAUUUAAAUGAGACACCAUGUUCUGAACUGGAGAAAAUAAUAUCAAUGAAGUCAUAGUUUCAUACCUUUAAAAAUUAUUUAAUUUUCAACCAAACAAAAAAUAAAUUGUAAAAAUUAUGCUUAUUUCUAUUCCAACAAGUCAGAAAAUAAUGACAUAAUAUUUCUAAAUAAGAAUGAUGUCAAUUUCAUUGUCUGGAACAUGCACUCUUGUGUGCACAGAGUCAAUUUCUGUCUCUUCUAAGUGAGCACAGUACGUAGGGAACUCAAUGGAAGCAGUGUGCACACACACACACCCUUAGUAGAAUAUGGAGCAUUAUUCUUUACCAAAAGUAGCUAUUCUCUGCCAGUGUACUGUUUACAGUGUAAAUUGAUUGUCCUCCAUCAAAAUCAAGUCUAAGCAGCAUUUUACUUUUCUUUUCUUUUGUUUUUUAUUUUCCAUUUUUACGUGUUCUAGAUAGGAUUAUUAUCAAAAGUAGGAGGAAAAAGAAAUGUUUGUGAGUGCAAGAUUAAAGACAGAGCGCAUGAGCAGAGUAUUGAUGGUGUGCGUGUUUGUGUGUGUGUAUAUGGGUGUGUAUAAGAGAGAAAGAGAAAUCGAAAAGAGAGAGAAAUUUCAACUUGUUUUCUUUUACCAGAGAAUCCAAGAAGCAGUUUAAGGAACCUGAUAUUGGAGUUUAAUCUAGAAACUGGAUGAUCUCAUAUUGAUUCAAGAUGCUUAAUCUUUCAUUGAAACUCCACAAUUAAAAUAACAAAUAGAGAAAGAAAACUAACUUUCCUAAAUAUGGCAAAGAAACUAACACCUCAUUUAUUUUUAUUUCUUUGUAAAAAUAUAAAUAUCUCAAUCAAAAGUACAGGCUCAUUUGUAAUUAUGUACUCAUGAUUGUAACAGCAUUGAGAUUCCAUAUAGGCACAUGUAUAGCAGCUGUUUGACAGUGAUGGCUCUUCCAUGUAACAUAGCAGUUAUCGUGUAAUUUAGUGCCACUUAUUGCAAAGUGUUACCAAGGGGAACAUUUCAAAUGCCUUUUGUUUUUCUUUGGACAUCAAGAUAAUUUAGUGGACAGCAAAUAUUAAAUUUUACAUUAUGCUUUUUAAUUGUGGAGAAAAUGCAAAACCUCAUGUCUUACCGCAACUUUCCCAUGGUAUUGCUAAUUACUUAGAGUCUCUAAAAUUGCCCAAUAUUAUUUCCCUUUGCAAAUGGUAAUUUCUGAUAAAACAAUACAAAACAAAAAAUAAGCAGUAAUCACAGCCAAAUAAAUGAAACACCUAAUGAGAGUUACUGUUGAGUAAUGCUUUUUAUUAAGUGGCACAAAGUACACACUAAAAACUAUGCAAAAUAUAGGUAACUACAGUGUACGUACAUGUAAGUAUCUUGUACUUGCUGUGUAUGGAUGUUGGAAACCCAUGUAAUUAUAAUAUGCAUUUUGAAUACUGGGAAAGAGGAAAUCUUAGUGUAGAUAAUAGAAUUUGUUUUGAAAUAUACACUGGCAAUAUUGAAAUAUACUCAGUGCAAUAUCUGCAGUUCUAUUGCUGGAUACUUAAUGCAAAGGGAUUUUAAAGAAUUCUUCAGCAAGAUCCAAGAGGUUGCUAAUCUUCACCUCUCACAUACUAAAGCAUUCAUUAAAAAUACAACUAAUUCAAGGACAAGUUAAGUUUUUCUUAUUAAUGUGACACAGUAACAUUUUUAUUUGGAUUAGUUUUUGGUGUUAUUGCAGAGAAAGAAAUAACCUGAGUUUUAAAUUUCGAUUCAUGUCUCAUUGAAUUGGGAAUUCUUCAAUUUUGUUUGAAAUGUGUGCAUGUUUUCAUAGAUUGUAGCACUUUUAUUAUAAGUACAAAUGUAUUCAAUGAAAGAACAUAGGGUAGUUUUAAUAGUUAAAGUCACUAUAUCUUAAUGGGAAUUUUUAAAUAUCUUUUCUUUUUCUAUUCAUUUUUUCCCUUUCUUUCUCUAUUCUACCCCCAAACAUGCCCUUUGCACUCAUACCCUUCCAAAGGCAAUGGAUUGAAAGUAGCAAGAUAAUAAAGAGAGUUAAAGGGGACAACAUAUAAGAAUGGGUUCUAAAAUCAUCAGCAUUUUUAUGUAUUGAGAUUAUUAAUACUGAAUGCAAUAGUUAUUGGAUAUAGCUGGUAAGUUCUCUGCCAUGCAUACUUAAAAUAAUCCUUCUACCUCUCACUUUUAACAUGGGCUAUGAUACUUCAAUAUAAAUAGAGGAAAUAAUUAUUUACCAGAUAUCCCAGGAAGCAUUCUUAUGGAACUAUUAUAACAGUGCACUCCCCACCCCCUGGGAAAUCUCAAAAGCCAAGUUCUUCAGUGUAUUCUAUGGUGUAUGAAUCUGCAUUUGUUUUUCCUUUUCUAUCAUUAGCUUUUCCUAAAGGCAAAAUAUUAUAACUUUAUAAGAAUAGUCCUUCUUCUGCCUAUUUAAUAUUUCAAUGUUAAUAUAAUUGUAUUGAUUUUUAAAAAUAAUUAAAAUGGCAACACUUUGUGAUCCAAUCUGAUAUUUAAUUUUUAAAAUGUAACAAUUUCUUAUAAAUUCAUGCUGUGUUUUAAGUAAAAAUCAUGUAUAUGAAUUAUUUUACCAAGUAGUAUUAUCUGCACGAGACAAAUUUAAGUAUUUUAAAAAUUACUCCUUAUUAAUAAAUAAUCCUCAUAUAAUGCACAGUAUUGCCACAAAUGCCCACUUCAUUUUGUCUGCAUAGACAUAUUAGGAAUUUUUCAAUGAUGUGAUUUAAUUAUCCUAAAAGAAAUGACAGAUUCUUCUGUAGGAAAAAAUAAAAACAUGAAUAUCUCAAAUUAUAAUGGCUAAUCUCUAAAAUAUGCUUAAAGUAAGAUGUUUCUAUGUUAUGUGGUUAUGUUAUCAAUAAUAUUUGGUUGAUCUUCACAUAUUUUAUAUGCAUAUAUAUAUCAAGAAGUUAUAUAUAUAUAACUCAAGAAACUCAAGUUAUAUAUAUAUGUCAAGAAAUGUAUGAUUAUUUUGGAGAGAAUGGGCCCAAAUGUGAAAAAGAUGUAAAAAAAAACAAAAAAACAAAAAAAAACCCACUAUUUUCCCCUACGAAAUAUACUGUAUAUUUCAAAAGAAGAAAAGUUAAAAGAUAUUUGAAGAUUGCAGGGGCAAAACAAAAACCUACCAGGGCUCAGCACUUAAGCACUUUUCCCACAUCCAGGGUCAAAGCAGCAGUAACUACAUGGACUUUUAAGUGCGGUAUGAAAUGCAACAUUACGCUUACAAACAGUACUGUCAAACCUCAAAUGCUUUCUUUCUUCAGAUGCUUUUUCGUGUACAUGAUACUAGUAGACACUUUUCUCUUUAUAUUUACUGAUAGUGAAAAUCAUACGCAAUAAAAUAUUGAUGUUUGAAGGCAGUGGUCACCAAUUGGUUAAAAAACUAUGAAAUGUAAACUGAAUUGUUAUAUCUCUAUCCUUUUUGCUUUUCUCUGUGUUUUUAAUGUAUUGAAUAAAUCUCAUAAAUAGAAAGAAAAAUAAUCUAGAAAUUUUUCAAAGCUAGUACUCUUUCUCCUUAUAAAUGUACACAAUUUUAAUCUUUUUACAAAUUUAUUUAACUGUACCGACUGUACUUAUUGUAGAUUCAAUGACGCAGUUAAGUCAUCACCCAAGGAUUUAUGAAUUUGAGAUUACUGACCUGUUUUCUUCAUAUUGCAUUCACAUCAAUAUUUGUGAAUUUGUUGUUUAGCUUUUCAUUCAACCAAAAAAUAUUCCCUCAAGAAAGCUCCAUUUUUUUCAUAAACGUUUCAACAUAACCAACAUUAGAACAAGUCUGCCAUGUUAAAAAUAAUUUAAAGACUUAUCUCUGAAAAUGGUAUCCAGAAACGCAGGUGUUCCCAGUAAUGUAGCUUCAAAAAUAAAAUGUGCUAUUUAUAUGACAUGAAAUUCAUAACUUUUGGAAGGGUAUAUUUAUGACAGCAUAAAAAAAUUCUGUGCUAUAAAGAAGAUCCAACAAAUUAACCAUAUAAGCACAGAAAAUAGAGAAACACAGUUAUUGAAUCUACUCUUGUCAUUAACAUUUUCAAAAAACAAAAUGCAUAUUGUAAUAUUUGGUACAUGACACUUGCAUGUUGAUAUGCCUAUAUACUUACAAAGUAUUCAAUGUGUACUUAGCGGCGCUUAAAAUAUGUCAUGUACAACUCUUAUAAACAUUUUUACAGGGUUCCCAUUUGCACUUCAUCUUUCAGUAAAGUCUUGUCAGAAAAAAAUUGUCUGAUAAAUAUGGAAAAAUAAAAUUUGAAUUUUAGUUAUCUGUUGGACAUUA